Molecule: messenger RNA, 1506 nt
Organism: Penicillium pulvis
Lineage: Eukaryota; Fungi; Ascomycota; Eurotiomycetes; Eurotiales; Aspergillaceae
Product: putative COP9 subunit 3
Exons: 5
Coding region: 1-1506 (501 amino acids)
Biological process (GO): ubiquitin-dependent protein catabolic process
Cellular component (GO): COP9 signalosome
Source: RefSeq, a predicted model, not a curated record
AUGUCUAUCGUCACCGACCUGGUCGCGGCGUCAGCAGCCCUCCGUGACCCAGUUAGCCUCUCAAAUGAGGACUAUGACCGCCAGUUGCGCGACCAUACUGCGUAUAUUCGGCAAUUGAUAUCGAAGAGAGAUCUGGGAUCUAUUGCCCGUGAUCAGGAACUCUUGAAUCAUUUUGAUCCUUCAGACGACUCAAUCACUUACCUGCUUCUUCUGCGUCUUCAGAUCCACACUCUGCAGGAAGCAUCUGGUGGGAUCCUACCAACAGAAUUAUUCCCGUUCGGAAGACUAUGGUCAAAGUCAGCACAUUACUUGGAGGUAUUCGAUCGUGUUCAAGUCAGAUAUAUCGGUCACGAAUGGGUCCAGUUGAUUGAAUUCGUGGUACUAGCUGCGAAAGCUACUUCAAAGCCAUUGUUGGCCGCUCGACUGAUUAAGGAUGCACUAUUGCGGCUUGAUCCAUCAUGUGCUGUCUUAACAUCAACCCACCUACUUCUAGCCCAGCUCUGUCUUGCGGCUAGGGCGUAUACCUGUGCUUUGCCGGUGUUGAACAAGCAUAUAUGCCAUAUUCCUGCGCUGCCGAGCCGUGCUUCGUCCAACUCACUUUCGAUACGUUGUGCAGAGCAUGAAUCGAGUCAGUCGUUUAUCAAUGAGACUACCGGUCUUGCAUCAAAGUUAUCGUACAGAGACUACUUGCGGUACUUUCUCUAUGGUGGGAUGAUUUAUUCUGCGCUGAAAGAGUGGCGCAAGGCAUCGCAUUUCUUGGGCAUUGUAAUCUCUAUGCCAACGAUGGGUUCUGUGAGCAUGAUAAUGGUUGAGGCUUAUAAAAAAUGGUUACUGGUAGGGUUACUCGAUAAGGGCAAGCUAUGCUCUCCUCCGAGUAUAACUGCACCUCAUGUGAUCAAAACACUCCAAUCCCUGGCCAAACCUUACAUCAGCUUCGCUCAAGCCUUUGAGCGUGGGGAUAUGAAGAGGCUAGAGGCGGAAGUAGAUGCUGCUAGGGAUAUUUGGCAUCUGGACAAUAACACGGGCCUUGUUUGGCAGGUAGUGAAUGCAUACUCAACACAUUCAUUAAUCAAGGCCAAGAAGGUCUUUGCAGCCCUAACUGUGGCAGAACUUCAGUCCCACACAUCACCAUCACCUAUGGAUGUUAAUGGAGUUGUUAAAGCCAAUUUAGCAUCACUUGUUGUGUCUAAUGCUAUAGAUGCGACAUUAGCACAGCCUCAACUAUAUUCUAAGGAUACAAUGUUACGGUUCGCAGAUAUGUCCUCUCUCCCGGAGGUCUCUCGUGAGACCAAGGCGCAAGUACAGUUUGAGGGAGAGAGGCAGUUACUUGAAGCCCUUUUUGGUGGUGUGGAAGAAAACAGCAAUGGGCUAAAUUUGAGUGAGGAGUUUAUUGAUAAUGUUGUGAAAGGCCAACAAGCAUGGCCUAGUGCUACAGUUAUGAACCCAUCUCUAGGUGGAGAUGCUGGUUUGGAGAUGGACGAGGAUAUCAUGGGGGAUUUAUCCUAA